AUGCUUCUUCUGCUUGGGUUGUGCCAGGCAAAGAGAUACAUAGUUCUUUUCAAACACGACAUUUCGCAGGCAAGCAUACAGAGCCACGCAGACUGGCUGGAGACCGCAGAGGUAAGAGGUGAUACCAUUAAGGGCUUCGGAGUGGGAGGUGUUCGAGGAUACUCAGCUGACAUGCCUGAAUCAGUUGCAAAUGAGAUUAGAAAAAGAGAAGAUGUUCUGUCCAUAGAGGAGAAUGCCGAGUACAGAAUACAAAUAGACAGAGACCAAGAAUAUGCUGGCGCUUCGUAUCCGCACUUUCUGAGGGAGGAGUACGACAUAGAGUACUUCGCUCCGCUAAACAGCACAGCAAACGAGAGCCAGCAGUCUAUAGAAAAGAGCGAGAAAAAAGUGAAAAAAAUAUCCACACAGCACAACAUCAUUAAAGGAAGGAGGCCCUUUCGAAAAAACCCAGUAAAAAAAAUAUACAGACCGCACAGAAACAAGCCGCAUCCUCUCUUUGGGUUUUCCAAAGAAGACGGGAACAGCGGCAGAAAGAUAGCGCUUCCUCCAAAAGAAAACAUCCAGCCUAUUUCGCAGCGGACAAUGUUUAAAAAGCUGCACUAUCCAUUCACGAGCAAAAACCUAGCAGCGCGAGGCUCUGUGCCCUGGGGGCUGAGCAGAAUGUCGCAGGGAAAGACGGUGUAUGCGCUCGACACGUUUGUGUAUCCAAAGAGCGCGGGGAAGGGAGUGUAUGUCUACGUGUUGGACACAGGAAUAGAAGCAGAACACAGCGAGCUAAAAGGAAAAGUGGAGAGAGGAAUAAACAUCGUUGAAGGAAACCUGGAGCCAAGGGAUGACCACGGGCACGGAACACACUGCGCAGGAAUCAUAGCAGGAAACACAGUCGGAGUGGCAAAGAACGCCACGCUGAUUCCUGUGAAGAUACUUACAUCAGAGGGCAAGGGAAGCACAGAGUUUGCAGUGCUGGGCUUAAUAUACGCGAUGAAAAGCUACCACCAGAGAAUUAAAACAGAAAAACACCCGCGCGCAGUUGUUAAUAUGAGCUUAGGAGGAAUAAAAAGUGAAAUACUGAAGGAAAUAGCAAAAAGAGCAAUAGCCACGGGGCUCACCAUUGUGGCCGCAGGGGGGAACGAUGCAUCGAAUGCCUGUGGAUACUCUCCUGCAUCUAUACACCAAGUUAUCACAGUCGGUGCUGUGAACAGAGAAGACGACAUUGCAGAGUUCAGCAACACGGGAGAGUGCAUUGACGUCUAUGCGCCCGGGGUGGAGAUAGUCAGCUCUUUUUUGAACAACACAAUGAAGGCUCUGUCAGGCACUUCAAUGGCAGCACCGCAUGUCUCGGGGCUGGCUGCCCUGUACCUGGGAGAGCAGUACAUGGAGCCGCACAAGCUGAAGAUGCUUAUCAAGAGCGACGCGCACACCUCUGAUAUGAUACGCAUUGCAACUGCUAAAAUACUGAAUCUUCGGCUAGAGUAA
Messenger RNA from Nematocida minor, 1476 nucleotides. RefSeq names its product cerevisin. Gene Ontology annotation, biological process: proteolysis. The coding region runs from base 1 to 1476 and encodes 491 amino acids. The record is from RefSeq and is a predicted model, not a curated record. Lineage: Eukaryota; Fungi; Microsporidia. Gene Ontology annotation, molecular function: serine-type endopeptidase activity. The transcript has a single exon.